AUGGCACGCACAAAUCACGUCCCGCGAAACUCUUUUCUCGUCCCCGGGAUCACGCGCUAUUCUCGCUCAGUGAUCUACGCCAAAAAAGCCAUGUAUAAACGCAAGAAAACCCCACAACCGAAACAAGAAACGAAACCCGAGCAGAUCAAAACCGUGCAAGUCAAGGGUGAGAAAAAUGGUGAAAAACGUUUAGUCCCUGUGAAUAAGGCGCCGAGAUUCUAUCCGGCCGAGGAUAUUCCGGUCCCAAAGAAAUCUCGUAAAGUUAAUAGACCGGCCAAACUUCGUACCAGUAUUACGCCUGGAACGGUUUUGAUUUUGUUGGCGGGCAGGUUCAGGGGGAAGAGGGUCGUAUUUUUGAAGCAGUUGCCUGGGAGUGGAUUGCUAUUGGUUACAGGGCCUUAUAAACUAAAUGGCGUGCCGUUAAGGCGCGUUAAUCAGGCUUAUGUAAUUGCCACUUCUACGAAGAUUGACGUUUCUGGAGUCUCGCUUGAUAAAUUUGAUGAUAACUAUUUCAAGAGAGAGAAAAACGCAAAUAAGAAGGCUACAGAAGAAGAAUUCUUUAAAGAGGGCGAAAAACAGAAAAAAGAAUUCCCAGCCGAGAAAGCCUCUCUCCAAAAAGAGGUUGACAAACCACUUAUCGCUAAUAUCAAAAAAGACAUUGAUCUGUACCAUUACUUGCGGUCGCGAUUCACACUUACGAAAGGUGUAUUUCCGCAUAAAUUGAAGUUCUAA
Ambispora leptoticha is the source of this 732-nucleotide messenger RNA. The record is from the annotation of a GenBank genome assembly. Lineage: Eukaryota; Fungi; Glomeromycota; Glomeromycetes; Archaeosporales; Ambisporaceae.